Molecule: messenger RNA, 4138 nt
Organism: Misgurnus anguillicaudatus (oriental weatherfish)
Lineage: Eukaryota; Metazoa; Chordata; Actinopteri; Cypriniformes; Cobitidae
Gene: arhgef15b
Product: Rho guanine nucleotide exchange factor 15b
Biological process (GO): activation of GTPase activity
Molecular function (GO): guanyl-nucleotide exchange factor activity; protein binding
Source: RefSeq, a predicted model, not a curated record
AUGGGAAGAAUGGGAGGAAUGGGAUGUGAUGGGAUGGGAGGAGGGGAGUGUUCACAAAUCACACUGUCCCUGUCCGGCUGUUCGGCAGACACGCGCUCGCAGAAAACAAAGAGGCAGAGAUGCGCGUGGAUUUACCGGAGAGAACAAUGAACGAGCAAAGACGAGCAUGACGUUUACAUUUCUUUCUGUCAUUUCAAAGAAAUGCAUUAUAGCAUGUCAUGGACGUCUGUAAGGUGUCUACAAACUGUGUUCAUGUGUACAGUAUUAGUUUCAGAUAUGGGGUUCAUGCGAAUGUAGUUAUUUUAAUUUCAUGAAGAAGUUGCUCUGGACGCUUUUCAGAAAUUGCUUUUUUCUGUAUGGAUUAUAUGAGGGAGUGAUUCAUAUGUGAUUGACGGCCCUCAGGGAGCAUACUGCCUGGCCUUAUACUGUCCAGGUCGGAUUAGUUGAAACAUAAAAAGCAAAUAAGAUGUCUGCUGCUCCAGGGAGUCCACAACUAUCUCCGAAGUCUGAAAUUAAACCGAGACCACGAGUUCCUACCAAGCCCUCAAAUAGCACCUCAGAGACAUCAUCUGCAGAAACCACAGCCUCACAAUCUUCUGGCAAUGUAAAAAAGAUAGUGGAUAUAUUCAGCCAGCCUGAGUCUAAGAUUCCAUGUGGAGGUAUAGCAAAUAUCACGCGUUUGGAAAAGAAACCACAGCAACCUCCUACAAUUAAGCCGAGACAAAAACCUAUAAGUUCUUCCCAGACCAACGCUGCUAAAGAUGCACCUCCUUUACCUCCAAAGACGAGGCAAAAUCACAGUGCCCAGAAAGAGGUUGAGGAAAACAAGGAAGCCUCUGAAGCAAGUAGGCAAGACGGAGGCUUGGCUGCUGUAAUGACAGAUGGAGACCGAUCAGCUCCUGAUGGAAAAGAAUGUGGUAAACGGGAUUCAGAACGGAAUUCAAGCCCUCUCCCAGAGCUUCAGUGUGAGAGUAAUUGCGGCUGCGUGUGUCAUCUACAAAGGCCUGGCAUGAAGCUUGUAUGGGUGCCUGUAAGUGAAAAAGAGGAUGAGGUUGAGGAUGAUGAGGUUGAUAUUACUGGGACAAAUCCUGAGACACAGAUCAGCGACGUGGAGGAUCAGAAUGAAAACAAAGAAGAGACUGAAGCAGAAGAACAGGACCAUCCAAAAGUAGAAGUGGAGUCUGCAGUUAUAGAUGUGAACAAAUGCGAGGAAUCUCUUACUAAAAAAGACAAGUUUGAGGAGACACGCAGCCUUAUAGAGCAGCAGCUGAGGAGAAAAUCAGACCCUGGACCUCCGUCAGUGAUCACCUCUGUUGUCCCGUUUCCCUACACUCCUCUGAAUGUCCCAAAAGGCCAAUCUUUGGAGGAAGAAUCUGAAUAUGAAAUGAACCUGGACGUGGUCACUCCAGCCAGACCUCCAAAGACCACUGGAACAAGCAAAAACUCUCCUCCACUCAUUCCUCCUCGAAUGCCUUUAGACAACAAGUGUCCACCUCGGCUUAGUCUGCUACAGCCUCCAGGUCCCCCUGCAUCACCUCUGAUGCCCCCUAACAAACGCACCCCACCUGGCAGUCCUCGACUACCAAGAGGUCCACCACCACCAGUCAAGACCUACGAGAAUACAAGAAGACUAAGUGCUCUUUCUCUGCAGUCUACAGAUGAGACUGACUGUGCAGGGACUGAUGAGAAAACAUGUGGAUCCAACGAGAACUCCAUCUCUAGACUUCCACGAGUCCCUCCACGUCGAGAACAAUCUUUUAAUUCGGAUAUUGGAAUAGUUGAGGAGUACUAUCAGGUUUACACAAAAAGAUUUAUAAUGAAAGAGAUCAGGAAGACCAUGUGUCGUGAUGUGGAGGACCUCCCAAAAAGUUCAGAUAAAAGAGCUAAAGGUUCCAAUACCAGUCCUGCUUUAAAACUAAAACAGAGCAAUUUGUGGCAGGACCAGCCACGGGUACGAGACAGUGGUGUCCUGGAGUCUUUAACCCCAGAGGACUGCAAGUACCAAGAGAGCAUGUUCGAAGUGAUUACAUCUGAAAGGUCAUACUUGCGCUCUCUGCGUGUGCUAACAGAGCAUUUUAUGGAGUCAAGUGCAUUAAACGAAACUCUCAUUAUAAUGGACAAAAAAACUCUUUUCUCAAACACUCCACGCAUCCAAGAGGUCAGCGAGAGAUUUCUAAAGGACCUGGAAGAGCGACUAGAUGAGGGCAUUAUCAUUACGGACAUCUGUGACAUCAUCCACUAUCACGCCCAACAUAAUUUCCCUGCGUAUAUCGACUAUGUUCGAAAUCAGGUUUAUCAGGAAAAAACCUUCGCCACUCAAAUGCAGAAUAAUGCCCAGUUUGCGACUGUAAUCGCCCAUCUGCAGGAGUCACCCAAGUGUCAGCGCCUGCCCUUAAUAUCCUUUCUUUUGCUGCCUUUCCAGCGAAUCACACGCAUUAAAAUGCUGCUUGAGAACAUCCUGAAGAGAACGGCUGUUGGGACAGAUAAGGAACAAACAGCAUCUAAAGCUUUGGACUCAGUGUCUAAGAUCAUAGAGGAAUGUAAUGUUCAGGUGGGAAAAAUGAAGCAGAUGGAAGAACUCAUUGAGAUUAAUGGCAUGCUGGAGUUUGACAAACUGAAGGCGGUGCCAAUAAUCUCCCAAACACGUUACUUGGAGAAACGCGGAGAGUUCCAGGAAGUAAAUAAAAUGGCAGGAUUCCUCAGCCUAAGAUUCGCUCCCAAAUUCGCUUCAGUCUACCUGUUUCUUUUCAAUGACCUGCUUGUUAUUGCAAAGAAAAGUUCUGAGCGCUAUGUAGUCCUAGAUUAUGCUCAUCGCUCCCUGAUCCAGGUGCAGCUUUUGGGGGAGGACGCAUCUGUUCCCACCCUAGAGAACUGUUUCUGUCUGAGCCUUCUGGAGAAUCACCAGGGACGCCAGGUGGAGAAACAUUUAAAAGCACUCACAAAAUCUGACCUACAUAGGUGGUUGGCCGCAUUCCCGAAUCCCAACGAUACCCUCAAAGAUGAAGAAGAAGUCAUAUAUGAGGACUGGGAUUGUCCUCAAGUGCAGUGUGUGGAGCAGUAUGUGGCAAUUCAAGCAGAUGAGAUAAAUCUGGAACCUACAGAGAUUAUCAAUGUCCUACGCAAAACCAAUGAAGGAUGGUAUGAGGGAAUGCGCCUGUCAGAUGGACAGAAAGGUUGGUUCCCGGCGGCAAACGUACUGGAAAUCACCAAUGAGCACGUCCGACGCCGUAACCUCAGAGAGCGAUACCGUGUUAUUCAGGCCGCCAGCAUUAUCUCCAGCAAGAAUUCGACUCUGCCUAAAGGAAAUGCAUCCUAGCAGACUGGAAAUUCCUAAAAUAGGAAUAGUCUUUUAAACUGUUGAACUUCAAUACAGACAUUGUAUCGAUGAAAAGUGUUUUUGAUGUUUUUCAAACAUCCUUUUUAGGAUGAAAAAUGUCAUUUGGAAUUUUAAACCGAGAACGUGGGAAUGUCAACACUGUACUGUAUGGAGUGCACUUGUAUAACACAAAAGCUGCUUUGGCCCGUUGAACAAAUAUUUUACUAAAUCUAUUUUAGAUCUACCCAUUACGUUGCAAUGUUCAAUUGUUUUGUUGAGGAUCCAUAUAUGGAAUGUGUGUGUGUGUGUGUGUGUGUGUGUGUGUGUGUGUGUGUGUGUGUGUAAUGUUUAGCACUUGUUUUAGGAAAGUCAAAUUACUGAAAUUCCAGAUUAGCAGAUGAGGUGAGCUAAAUGAUGCAGCAUAGUAAAAAUAUCACAUGGUGACACAUUCCUUGUAAACCUGCAUAACUAGUUUUUCAUUUUUAAUUGUACACAUUGAAUGUGUACAAUUCAUCUUGUGUUGACUAAACACAAAUGCUGUUGUGCUAUGGUACAUUUAAAUGGGAUAGGUUUUUAAGUUCAUUUGGAAAACUCAACCAGAAAAGUACUGUACAUAUUGUUUUAUAGUGACAGAUAAACAAGUUGUCCUGUUGUGAGUCAUACCAAUAAUUACAUUUUAGAGAAUGACACUCUUCUGUGUGUACUUUCUCAGGAGAUGUAAUACACCUUAUGCGAGACUGUGUGAGUUUGUGUGAAUGUACCGUACCACAUUCAGUUUUGAUAUGUGAAAAUGUUAAAUACAGUAAUUAGUUUGGUAUCCUG